AUGGAGGACAAAGGCUGCCUGAGUUCCGAGCUCGAAUCGAUUAUCGACGAAUUUUCAAGAAUACGAGAUGCAUACGUAUCGCUGAAGGCGUACAGCGACGUCCAGGGAGAGAGUUUAAUGAUGGAGAGACAGUCUUUGAAUAAAAUGAAGGAGAAUUUCGAGAAAUUGUCGCAAAGCUAUGCGCUUCUCGAGAAGCGAUAUAAAUCGAUGAUGGAUGAGUUUAAUACGGAAAAGCAGAAUAUGCAGGGAACGAUCCAGGAACUCCGUGAGCAAUGCGACCAUUUGCGACUGGUUGUCAUAGACCGUAAUGGCGACGACGGUCAAGUGUGCAAUUUAGAGAACGAAAUCACAGCCUUGAAAGCAGAGUUGGUAGCUCAGGCUGCGAAGCACAAGGAAGAAAUUGCUAUUCUAAAGCAGGCACACUCUGACGAGCUACUCAGAUACCAUGUGCUGUUGCAGAAUGCCAAACUGGAGGCUGCAUCGGAUGAAAACAAGAAACAGAAACGCCAAAGGAAACCGGGAAAUAAUGAGAAGGAGAAUGUGAACGGCUUCAGGUGGCCAGAAUUGUCUAUAGAGAGAAUCAGCACGGCCCCGAGAAUCGUUGAUGUAAAAGAAGUACACUUCGAAAAUGUUGGAACUAAAAAGAGAAGAUUGUAUCGCGAGAACGACGAGGAUGCGGUCAGCUUGGUUUAAUCGGAAACGAAACGAAACAAGGACAGGCUGUGUCGACAAACGUGUGUUUGGUCCAUAUAAAAUGUAUAAUUAAUAAGUAAUUCAGUUUUGUACAAAUAUAAGUAAUUCACUCUUGUUCAUACCUCGA
Molecule: messenger RNA, 820 nt
Organism: Megalopta genalis
Lineage: Eukaryota; Metazoa; Arthropoda; Insecta; Hymenoptera; Halictidae
Source: RefSeq, a predicted model, not a curated record